Rhincodon typus (whale shark) is the source of this 404-nucleotide messenger RNA. Its product is annotated as chloride channel protein 2-like. The record is from RefSeq and is a predicted model, not a curated record. Gene Ontology annotation, cellular component: membrane. The coding region runs from base 25 to 369 and encodes 114 amino acids. Gene Ontology annotation, biological process: chloride transport; transmembrane transport. Gene Ontology annotation, molecular function: voltage-gated chloride channel activity. The transcript has 3 exons. Lineage: Eukaryota; Metazoa; Chordata; Chondrichthyes; Orectolobiformes; Rhincodontidae.
UUUGGUCGCCUUGUUGGAGAAAGCAUGGCAGCCUGGUUUCCUGAUGGUAUCCAUGCAGAUGGUAGUAUUUAUCGUAUUGUGCCAGGUGGAUACGCUGUUGUAGGGGCUGCAGCGCUGGCAGGUGCAGUGACUCACACGAUUUCCACCUCCGUGAUUGUUUUUGAGCUGACAGGCCAGAUCUCCCACAUCCUUCCAGUGAUGAUAGCAGUCAUUCUAGCCAAUGCCGUUUCCCAAAGUCUGCAGCCCUCUGUCUAUGACAGCAUUAUUCGCAUCAAGAAACUUCCGUACCUUCCUGAGCUCGGUUGGGGACAUCUUGAGUACGUGGAUGACGGUGGCCUUCUUGAAGGAGGUGGAGACUUCUGCUUUUAGGAGGGAGAGGUUGAAGAUGUUGGUGAAUACCUCAG